Messenger RNA from Penicillium brevicompactum, 642 nucleotides. RefSeq lists its product as uncharacterized. The record is from RefSeq and is a predicted model, not a curated record. Lineage: Eukaryota; Fungi; Ascomycota; Eurotiomycetes; Eurotiales; Aspergillaceae. The transcript is spliced from 2 exons. The coding region runs from base 1 to 642 and encodes 213 amino acids.
AUGCCAGGACUCUCGCCCGACGAUUCCAUAUGGAAAAAACGAAAGAGGGAAGAUGAGGCAUCCCUCGGUCGGCCAACAUAUAUGCCUUCCUUCCGAGUAGAGGAAUUCGACUGCCACCCUCUGCAAGACUCGAGCCACCGUCCUCGCUGUCUACCUCGAAAACGCAGACACCUCGGUUCCUACCUCCUGCCUCCGCAGAUCCAACACACGCAGUCAACCCACCUUUCACCAAAUAUCUAUUCUACAGAUCCUUACUCGCCUCCAAUCUCUCCAAAGACCCUUGUUCCACUCCACUAUCCACAAUCUGCAUCCCCUACGGUGCUUCGCCCCUGUCACAUCUGUCACCGACGUCCAACCACCCGACAAGUUCUGGACGCUUACGCAGACUGUGACCUGUGCCAUGAGCGAGCAUGCUUCAUCUGUCUGCGUCAAUGCGACAGUCCAAGUUGUCAAACCCCGACAGAUGUGAAAUACCACCCAGAUUCAGAUGUGGAUGCAGAUAUCAACACUACAAAGCGCAAGAUCUGCUCUGCAUGUGCCGUGGAAGACAUCACGCAGACCGGAGCGGAAAUCGUCCGCUGCCUGGACUGUGUACGUGGAUGGGAUCCGCAAUGGGCUCUUGAUAGUAUGCAUCAGGAUUAA